UUCUUCCUCAUCAAGGAAUAAAACAUUUUCUCUAAUACCAAGAUAACGCGGCAUGAGAUAAGAUCUAUCUGUAUAUCACUUAUUGCUGCCACAUCCCACAUGCAAAUGGAUUUGUCAAAAUCGUUGACUUUGACUUCGCAGCUCUCAAGUCGUCUCUCUCCCUCUAUUGAUAGCUACCAAUAGCUUCUCUCAAUCACACCGCACAAAAUAACAAUGAAUUCACUCUCCUCCUUCACUCUCUUCAUCUUUUCCGUCAUUUUCUUUCUACAAUGUUUAAGUUCAACCGGAGCUACCACGUGUCAUCCUGAUGACGAGGCGGGUCUUUUAGCUUUCAAAUCGGGUAUAACUCAAGAUCCUUCUGGCAUGCUCAGCUCUUGGAAAAAGGGUACUUCUUGCUGCUCGUGGAAAGGUAUCACUUGCCUCAACAGUGACCGCGUCACAAUGCUUGAACUAGUAGGAUUUCCCAAAAAACCCGAACGGUCCCUCUCCGGCACUCUCUCGCCGUCGCUAGCCAAACUCCAACACCUAAGCGUGAUUAGCUUAGGAGAUCAUGUGAACAUCACUGGAUCUUUUCCUAAGUUCCUUCUCCAAUUACCAAAGCUAAGGUACGUUGACAUCCAGAAUAACCGUCUCUCCGGUCCACUUCCGGCCAACAUCGGUGUGCUAAGCAUGUUAGAAGAAUUUUUUCUUCAAGGAAAUAAGUUCACUGGUCCGAUCCCGAAUUCGAUAUCGAAUCUGACUCGAUUAUCUUAUCUCAUUUUCGGCGGUAAUCUCCUAACCGGGACUAUACCCUUAGGGAUUGCUAACCUCAAGCUCAUGCAGAAUCUGCAACUCGGAGACAACCGCCUCUCUGGAACCAUCCCAGAUAUAUUCGAAUCCAUGACGUUGCUCAAAUUUCUUGAUCUCUCUAGGAACAGAUUCUCUGGGAGACUUCCUCCCUCCAUUGCGCUUGAAAAGUUGGAUCUCUCCAAGAACCGGUUCUCGGGUGUUGUGCCGAAAGGUUUCGUCAAUUUGACCAAUAUUAACAAUCUUGAUCUCUCCCACAAUCUUCUAACUGGUCAAUUUCCUGACUUGACUGUUAACACCAUCGAGUAUCUUGAUCUCUCUUACAACCUAUUUCACCUAGAAACGAUUCCACAAUGGGUGACCUCGUUGCCGAGCGUCUUCUUGUUGAAGUUAGCAAAAUGCGGGAUCAAGAUGAGCUUAGAUGAUUGGAAGCCAGAGGCACCCUUCUACUACCAUUACAUCGAUCUGUCGAAAAACGAGAUCUCAGGGAGUCUAGAAAGACUCCUAAACCAAACGAGUUAUUUGUUGGAGUUUCGGGUAUCAGGGAACAAACUUCGAUUCGAUAUGGGGAACCUGACGUUUCCGAGGACGCUAAAAACCUUGGAUCUGUCAAGGAACUUGGUAUUUGGGAAGGUGCCUGCGGCGGUGACCAGUUUGCAGAGACUGAACUUAAGUCAAAACCAUCUUUGUGGAGUACUUCCGGUGACAAAGUUCCCGGCUAGCGCGUUUGCCGGUAAUGACUGUCUCUGUGGUUCUCCACUUUCUCCUUGUAAAGCUUAGUGGCAAGAGAACUACAAUUUUGUAUUUGGAUUUACUUUUUGACAUGUAGUUCCGAAUAAAUUUGUAUUAAUAACAAAUAAAGUUGUUUAAGAUAU
This is a messenger RNA of Arabidopsis arenosa, 1661 nucleotides long. NCBI's taxonomy places the organism in Eukaryota, Viridiplantae, Streptophyta, Magnoliopsida, Brassicales, Brassicaceae. The record is from the annotation of a GenBank genome assembly.